This is a messenger RNA of Scedosporium apiospermum, 2058 nucleotides long. RefSeq lists its product as uncharacterized. The transcript has 5 exons. NCBI's taxonomy places the organism in Eukaryota, Fungi, Ascomycota, Sordariomycetes, Microascales, Microascaceae. The record is from RefSeq and is a predicted model, not a curated record. Bases 1 to 2058 code for a protein of 685 amino acids.
AUGCAUCCCUUCUUCCCUUUAUUAUUCGUCCUCUUGGGGGUAGAGGCUGCGGUCUCUAAUUCGUCAACGGCCCUAGUGGAGAUCUACCAACCCUUCCUCACCAACGUCCCCGACGAUCCCUCCCGUUUUAACCCAUAUCUCGGUGGACAGAGCUUCGAAUCCUGCUGUCUGCUGGCCAUCAACGAGAGCCUCUUUAUCGACAAUGACACGCUGCGCAUCCGGCCCAACCAGACCUUUUUCCGGGGAGACAUGGCCAUGCUCGAGAGGUUCCCUUCUUUCCCGUGCGCCGCCACCUUCAACGGCACCAUGGAGGGACCGCCCCAGGACUUUUGGACCCCCUACUCGUGGUGCCGCCGCCGCUGCCCCGGGUGGGCUGCCACCUCUCCCAAGACCUUCAGCUACUGGCUGAAGCCGCUGGGGGCCUUCAUCCUGCCCUCGCUCAUCUUUUGCCUCAGCAUCCCGCGGAGACGCCGAAUUGAGAUGCCAACCGCGCUUGCCGCCUCUCACGGCCCGGACAGCACGUUGUUCGGGUUGCUAAUUUAUGCUGUCAAGGUGCUCGCGGCCUUUGUUGUCUCGACGAUCGACAUCCUCAUCUGGCUCUCGGUCGUCUUCGCCAUCGCGGGCCCCAUCUUGGUUUCGGCCAUUUACGAGGCCCUGCUCGACGCUGGGAUCCUCCGGUUUCUGCAGGGCCGCCUCAGCUCAAACUCCCUGUCCCUCCACAGCCGCGCUCACCUGCUGCUCAUCAUCCUGAUCGGCAACCUGGACUUUGACCCCGCCUGGCACCAGUCCAAGCUGCUUGUCCAGGACCUCUCCAAAGACCCAUUCUUGUCGCAGUCGCAGAUGGCCGCGAUGGAGAUGCCAGGGUUUCUCUCUCGGCCUGGCAGCCCUGCCUCAUUCCACGAUAGCUCCUCGGUGAAAGUGAAACUCCGCGCCAUAUUGGACUCGCAGUCAAGCUUCGGGGCCACGGUUGGCGCCCCUGUCCUGUUUUACAUCGCUUCGUUCAUAUGGAGCGUCUACGAAAUCGAGGCCUCUUACGGCACCUAUCAGUCAGCACACCAAAUUUCGUUCGGGAUGAUGUGGAUGACGAUACCGCAUGUUGCUCUCGUCACCAGUAUUUUACUUGCGGGAAACAACCCCAGCGCUUUCCAGGCCGCGGUUUCCUGCGAUACAAGUAGCGAGAAUGGAACCUCUGUUGUUCGGCUCGGAACGCCACCUCUGUCGGCGUCGACCUCGCCAUGCCCAGCCCUGACAAGGCGGCGGCUCUUCCCAUUCAUAUACGAGGGUCACUGGUCAACCUCGCCCUACCGGACUGCGUGGGUUUGGAACCGCGGGUCGAACAAGGCCCGAUGGAUCGCCAAACUGGCCGACGAGCACCAUCCCCAUCUCGAUGCUCUCCACGGCGAGGUUCUGGGUGGCCGCUUUGGCCCCAUGCUAUGGUAUUCUGGGUUUUGGGCAUUCGUGCUGAUUUUCAUCCCCGUGUUCUUCGGGGGAGUGGUUAGCUACCAUACCCCCUCUGUAGGGCUCGGCUGCUGGUCUCUGACCAUGCUGUGCUAUGGGGCUGUCCAGCUCUGGCUCAUUAUCCUCUGGCUUGUCAGCAUGCUUGUCUGGCAGCGGGAUGCUAAUGGCAGGGUGAUACACGAUACCACACUCAUCAAGAAGGCCGGCACGUGGGGUGGCUAUGUAUGGUAUGCCGGCUUCGCCCUUUCAGUUUGCAUUGGUAUCUUUACCUCAGUCGGUGCGACAAUUUUUAUCUUGAUUGGGCUCUACAGCAACUGUUUGUGCUUUACCCCUUUAAAGGCGAGAUACUGGUACAACAUUAUGACAAACCCGGACGCUACUAUAUUUUGGAACAGCACCACCGACGCCCAGCUGUACUACUCGCAAAAGUGGUGGUUCCCCGCCGGCGUGGCCGGUACUGUCUUUAUGGCCGCCGUUGCGUGCCUAGGAUGGUGGUACCAGAAGCGCCUGAGGUCACGCUUUCAUCACCUUGUCGAGCGGAUGUCUGCCGUUGACGAGAAGCACCUCAGAGAGAGCACCGGUGCAGUGCAUAACGGAUAG